UCGGUUCUCAGUAGGCGGGGCGAGGCUCGCAGCGUCAGUGGUAACCGAGACCUUGACCAAGGAGAAGGCAGGAGGCAGUGAGAGGUGGGCUAGCUCCUGCGGACGGCGGAGGUACCCCCGCAGUGAGAGGUGGAGCGCCCGGCCGGGGACGGCGGAGGUACCUCGGAGGGGCUAAUUCUGUCUUGGUGGCCGCGGAUAGAGGAAGAGGUGGAGGAGGAGGAGGACAAGGAGGUGGGGGAGGACCUCCCUCAAUCCUGCGGAGAAGAGGAGGACCUCCCUCAAUCCUGCGGAGAGGAGGAGGAGGACCUCCCUCAAUCCUGCGCAGGGAAAAUGACUGCUGGUUCAGUGUGUGUUCCUCAGAUCAUACCACUGCGAGUGCCUCAGCCUGGAAAAGCCAACCAUGAAAUUGAUAACAAUACACUUGUGGAAAUGAAAUCAGAUACCCCAGAUGUCAGCAUAUAUUAUACCUUGGAUGGCAGUAAGCCUGAAUUUCUAAAGAGAAUUGGUUAUGGUGAAAAUACUACAUUUAAGUAUACAAAGCCUAUUACUCUGCCUGAUGGAAAAAUACAAGUUAAAGCUAUUGCAGUCUCUAAAGACUGCAGACAGAGUGGCAUUGUAACAAAGAUGUUUCAGGUGGAAUAUGAACCACCAAAUGCAGCCUCUUCAGAAGACAGUGUUGAAAACAUUCUCGAAGAUUCUUCAAAGCAGGAAUUGAAAAAUGGAUUUGUUGCACCAAAACCAAGGAAGAAAUCUAAGAAUGUUGAACAUAAACCUGGUUGGAAUGUUAACCAUAGACAUCUAGACAGCCACCUGGAAAGGCCCCCUUACCGUGAAGAAUCGGUUUCUAGACCACCCAGAAAUCCGCCCCAGUACAGGAUCAAGCAGAUAGAGUUUAUUGAAAAGAGCUUGUGCACAGGGGAGUCAACCAGAAAAGAGAAGUUGAGCUUCCUGAGGUUUCUCGUGGAAUGCUCAUAUAGGAGCCAGGGGUGGGUGCAGGGUUUGGGAAUGAGGAUGAGAGACUGCAGACAGAGUGGCAUUGUAACAAAGAUGUUUCAGGUGGAAUAUGAACCACCAAAUGCAGCCUCUUCAGAAGACAGUGUUGAAAACAUUCUCGAAGAUUCUUCAAAGCAGGAAUUGAAAAAUGGAUUUGUUGCACCAAAACCAAGGAAGAAAUCUAAGAAUGUUGAACAUAAACCUGGUUGGAAUGUUAACCAUAGACAUCUAGACAGCCACCUGGAAAGGCCCCCUUACCGUGAAGAAUCGGUUUCUAGACCACCCAGAAAUCCGCCCCAGUUCCCUAGUUUUGCACACAUAACUGGCCAUCCGAGUUUGACAGCCACAGAGAUCAUGAGAAUUCAAAGGGAGACAGACUUUCUCAAGUGUGCCCAGUGCCUCGCCCUUCGCCCAUCUGAUCCCUUGGUUCGCUUCUGUCAAGAUUGUGGCUUUCCUGUUCCACCUGUAUUUGGUUGUCGUCUCUCACCCUCAGAAGGAGCUCAGUUGGGCUUGUGCGCAGAAUGUGGAAGCAUGGUGCCCAUGAACACUUCCUUCUGUGUGGUAUGUGAGGCUCCUCUUGCUCUGCAGAUGCAACCACCGGCCGGCUUCCACUUGAAGGAGAAGGUAAUCUGUCGCACCUGUGGCACAGGGAAUCAUCCUUACCUGAAAUACUGCCUCACCUGUGAGAGCACCCUGCCUUCAUCAAAGGAGUCCAUGUGCAGUGGAGAAAAAGCUGGUCCUGCGCCCACUCUGAAAGGGGAGACCAUUUCCUGCUCCAAAUGCGGUCGCCAGAACCGCCCAGGUGCUUUCUUCUGUGACUGGUGUGGAGCCACGCCUGUCAUUGCUACCUGCUUCUCUGUUUGCCUCAAAUGUGGGGCCAACAAUCACCCAUCUGCCCGAUUCUGUGGCUCCUGUGGUAUUUACCUGAAGUCCUUGGCAAAACUUAGUGUGGACAACAGCCGGGCUCUAGCUGCUGGAGAACCGGGCCCUUUUGCUGAGUCCCGAUCUGCCUGGCAGUCCCUGAAUGUUCCUUUACCCAAACAUGAUGGGACUAAGAAGAAUGUAGGUACACAGACCACUGGCCUGUUCUACCCAUCUGGCAACCUGCUAGCAAAAAAGGAACUGGAAAUGGCUUCUCAUCAGCAGAGGCAGGAGAAAAUGAGUGACCAUAAGCCUCUCCUUACAGCCGUCAGCCCAGGAAGAGGAUACUGGAGAAAACAGUUGGAUCACAUCUCUGCUCACCUCAGGGCUUAUACUCAGAACAACUCUGAAUUCCGGGCCUUGAUUGCAGAACCCAGGAUGGGAAAACUUCUUUCUGCUACUGUCCAUGAAGAUGGCUAUGAAGUUAGUAUCAGGCUGAAUUAUGUUCAAGUCUCAAACAAGAACUUUUACCUGAGUAAGGCGAUGAAUUUCAGCGACCACUUCCUGAGCACUGUCACCGAGGGUGGUCACGGGAUAUUUGGCAGCAGGUAUAGCUUGGUGAGCGACUACUGCCACAGCACCUCAGAUACCACUGAAAAAAUCAAGAGGACGAAGACUUUCAAGACCAGAACAUUUCAAGAAAGGAAGGAGCAGCUUACACCCGAAAACAGGCUCCUGCUGAAGGAAGUCGGACCGACAGGGGAAGGAAGAGUCUCUGUGAUUGAACAGUUGCUUGAUGAAGGAGCAGAUCCCAACUGCAGUGACAAUGAAGACCGACCCGUUAUUACCGUGGCUGUGAUCAAUAGGCACCAUGAAGCAAUCCCAGUCCUCGUGCAGAGAGGAGCAGACCUCGAGCGGCCGUGGGGACCGUAAGUGAGACACAAUGGAGGAGAGUUCUGGCGCCAUGCGGCAGCCAGCCAAUACCUUGAGCUCUGCUGCAGCAGGAUCAGCUACAUGCAUGCCCUGUGCAAUGUCAUCCACUUAGGCACCAUCCGCACCCAUUGUGGCCUUAGUGAGAGACUCAACCGCCCAUAUUUUCUAAAUCUGGAUAGAACGAAAUCUUCAAAAUGGACCUUUGGAUUGCCUAAAUUUUAGUAGCUUUUAUAAAGGACGGUACAUUUUGUUAAUUC
Messenger RNA from Myotis brandtii (Brandt's bat), 3044 nucleotides. It is a transcript of the gene DZANK1, whose product is annotated as double zinc ribbon and ankyrin repeat domains 1. NCBI's taxonomy places the organism in Eukaryota, Metazoa, Chordata, Mammalia, Chiroptera, Vespertilionidae. The record is from RefSeq and is a predicted model, not a curated record. Gene Ontology annotation, biological process: eye photoreceptor cell development. The transcript is spliced from 23 exons. Bases 331 to 2787 code for a protein of 818 amino acids.